AUGGACUCUGCGCUGGUUGUGACCCUUAUUAUGAAUCCUGCGACAGCUGGUACUCAUCCUCUUACUGGUCUGUUAUAUGGCUGCUGGGAUUUAAUGAAGAAGAUUAGUCAUUGUGCUAUCCAAAAUGUGUACAGAGAAAGAAAUUAUGUAGUUGAUAGGCUUGCGAAUGGCAAUUAUAAUAUGGACUUAGGCAUACAGUGGUUUGACUCUGCGCCUCCCUGGACUGUGGAGGCUUUGGCAGAUGAUCUGUUAGGGGUUUCCAGACCCCGUUCUAUUUGGUUGUUGUAG
Molecule: messenger RNA, 288 nt
Organism: Prunus armeniaca (apricot)
Lineage: Eukaryota; Viridiplantae; Streptophyta; Magnoliopsida; Rosales; Rosaceae
Source: the annotation of a GenBank genome assembly